GGGGUGACCAAAUUUCCUGUUGUCGUUUUCUUCUGCGCGGCCGACAUCUAAAGACGAGAUCUUCAAAAGAAAGUUCUCCACAUGUAAGCUGAACGAUAUUGGUGGUAGUCAGAAUGGGGCCAGGAGAGUUCGGAGGGAGCGCCGCUCUUGUCGUGUUUUUGUUCGGCCAUUUCGUAACGGUGGUCUUCAGCAUCAAAGAUUGUUACACAAGGGUUGAUGGCCGGAUUGUCUAUGAAGGAAUAAAUAACGUGGCGGACUUCGGGCAGCCCUGUCAGGCCUGGAGCAGUCAGGAUGGACGGACGCACAACUACUGCCGGGCGCCGCGGGCAGGCGACCUCCAGCCCUGGUGCUUCGUCCGGGCCGACACGGGCAACCUCAUCCAGGCGCGCUGUGACGUGGAACACUGUACAGAAUGCUAUACCGUAACGGGGUCGGACUACAGAGGAACACAGUCCAAACCGUCCAGUAACGAGUCUUCAACGGAAGAAUGCGUGUCCUGGACAGACGAGAGUGGCGGAAAGCGGUUCAACACCAAAGCGCACCCUGACGACAGAAGCGGCCUGGGCGAUCACAACUACUGCCGCAACCCCUGGCCGGAAGGACGUCCCUCACCCUGGUGUUACACCGGAAAAACACCUGCCAGCCACAAACAGUGCCUCAUUCCCAACUGUAAAGUUCCAGGAUACCUGGGUUGUGUCACUGAAACCGAGACCGCGCCGCUCCUGUGGAACGUGGUCCGAACCGCCUACUUCUCUCAACUCACCAUAGCGCACUGCGUCACGUACUGUCGGGACCACGGCACACAGUACGCCGGAUUCCGGAACGGAAACCAGUGCAUCUGUAUAGCGGGGCCGAGGGACGUGUUCCGGAGUCUACCCGAAGUUACCGACUGUAAUAAGAAAUGCGCCGGGGACUCGCGACAUUUCUGCGGAGGAACCAACAGCACUGCCUUGUUUGACACGCGGAUGGGCCAGUGUGGCGGGUGGAGGUACGGGGUAUACGGCACCAUCCACUCGCCAAACUUCCCCAGUGACUACCCGAACGGCGAGAUCUGCUCCUGGUCGAUCAUGGGCCCAGAGAACCACGUGCUCAGGUUACACUUUGCAAUGUACGACAUCGCAGACAGCGAGGAUUAUGUAGCGGUGUGGGACAACAGCACACGGAGGAGGGUCUUACUGACCCCCAGCAAAAACGGCUACGUGGUGGACUCCAACCACGCCGGGCUUCACUUCGUCGCCGACAGCGCGAAGAACGGUCCGGGGUUCAGCCUGGUCUUCGAAGCCGUUAAGAAGUGCCCCAAACCGGACAUUCUGAACGGGAAAGCGGACGCGGAUUCCUUCCUGCCCGGACAAUUCGCGACCGUUGAGUGCGACCCCGGCUUCAGGGUGUUUGGGCCGGCUAAGGUGAUGUGUGAGGACGAUGGAACCUUCAAGAACCUGCCUGAGUGUCUUUCUGAGAACUCCACAUUACCAACUCCUGUAUCUUUCAGCAACAACAAGACCACGGAUGCGUCCAUAGUCUCAACGACAUCUCAUCAUUUAUCAACGGACAGUAGCCAGGUAUCUACCACAAGCACAAGGGACCAGGGAACCACCGAAGUACCACAGACAACAGUGAAGCGGCCUCGUCCGAGAACACAAGGACCAGCAAAGACAAGCACGUUUAUUGCUACUACCACAGAAUCUAUAAGAACCUCCAGUGCUCGUAGUACUACUAGCAGGCCGUUCAGCACCACGGAGAGACACCACACAACAGAGCUACGGACCACUCAGUCUGCCGAGCACUCAAAACCCGACUCGUCUUCAGGAAGUUCUCAAGAAGCAGAGGACGCUACAAGCACUGUGGUGAUCGGGGUGGUGGUGGCCAUCGUUCUCAUACUCGUCAUCGGUUUACUUAUCUACAUCUCUUGUGCCGUGUUAGCUGCUAAAAGAGCCAGACAAGCAAGCCUUGAGAAUGGACAAGCAGAGAACGCAGACGCCGAAGUCAACGUUCCUCUGAAGGACUUCGGCGAGGAAAGCAACACUAAUGAUGAAGACGAUGUGCAGACUGGUAAGGAUGCUGUGCUGGGAGAAUUGUGACCAAAGAUGGAGAACUUUACGUUUCGUACUCCUCCACUUCCAGAAACUGUAGAUAUGCACGAACUGUAACACAUCGCUCCUGCUUCAAGUGUAACCAGCCCUCGUAUUGUCUGAAACGUACUCCAAGUAACGAGAAAACUAUAUGUGAGAAGAUUUAUGUAGCCUCUGUCAUGGAAUUGCAAUGCUAUCCUGUUCAAGACGUGUCUUUUGCAAAUUUCUCUUAUCUUGAAGUUUCUUGAACUACUUUUGCUAGGAAUCACAUUCGUAAAAUUACAAAAACUAACGUUUUAAUACAACCCUGAACUUUCCAGCAGAACACAACAGUACGGGCUCCUUGUCAGCAGUUUGUAGUAUUUGUUUCUUACAAAGAUAGGAACGUUUAUACGCAAUAAAGUUUAGAACGAACUAA
This is a messenger RNA of Branchiostoma belcheri (Belcher's lancelet), 2487 nucleotides long. RefSeq lists its product as uncharacterized. The record is from RefSeq and is a predicted model, not a curated record. Bases 114 to 2078 code for a protein of 654 amino acids. Lineage: Eukaryota; Metazoa; Chordata; Leptocardii; Amphioxiformes; Branchiostomatidae. The transcript has 13 exons.